This is a messenger RNA of Thamnophis sirtalis, 3683 nucleotides long. It is a transcript of the gene GAS1, whose product is annotated as growth arrest specific 1. Lineage: Eukaryota; Metazoa; Chordata; Lepidosauria; Squamata; Natricidae. Gene Ontology annotation, biological process: regulation of cell cycle. The record is from RefSeq and is a predicted model, not a curated record.
UAAUAAGGAGGGGAAGCGUUGCUAAUUUUUUUUGUUUGUUUGCUUUUCCAUGCAUGCAUAAUGAGGCCGGAUCAGAACACGCUGCUGCCGCUGCGUGGAGAGCACUUUUGUAUUUAAAGCCUCGCGAAAGAAAACAGCUCGUCAAAAGUGUCGGCAAAGAGAGGAAGAAACGCCGGAUCGCGGGAGGUCGGCGGCGAGGGGAGCCGAAGGGAGAGCUCGGGGACCCGCGGUGAGUCCGGCUGCCUCCUUUUGCUCCAACAGUGGAGGCUCAGCGCGCCUCCGGGGCUGGGGAGAAGUUCAGCGCGGCCACUCGGCAUGUGAAGUGAUGCGCUGAGCUCCAAGAAAGAAAUUCGGCAUGAGAAGGAAGGAAGCCGCCGCUCCGACUCAGCAGGGAGCCCACCACCCCACAGCUCCAGGCUUCUUUCGCCGCCUCCUCCCGGCCUCCUCAUCCCGGGAGUAAGGGGCGGAGGCUGUCGGGCUGCAAAAAAGGAAGAAGGCGCCGCUUUUCUGGGCUUUUCUCAAAAAACCGUUCCCGAAGGAAGAUUCCCAGGCCGCGGACGGGCGCCGGGCGGAUGGAUUGAUGAGGGCGACCCCCAUGCACACCCUCUGCAGAACUUGCCCAAACUUUUCUACUCUCGGCAGCCGCUGGGCCGCCUGUCCCUCCGCGCUCGCUUUCCGACCACGACUGCCCUGCGGCUGCCCGCGAUGGUGGCAGCCUGGCGGGGAGGAGGACGAUGCCUACGGACCGCGCCGCUCCCGCGACUGGCUGCCUUGGGGCUGAGGCUGCUGGUGCUGCUGCUGGGCGCCGCCUCGCCUCCGCCGGGGGUUCACGGCCGGCGCCUGAUCUGCUGGCAGGCGAUGCUGCAGUGCCAGGAAGAACCGGACUGCGGCUACGCUUACAGCCAGUACGCCGAGGCGUGCGCGCCGGUGCUCAUGGCCGAGGGGGACGGCUUUGCCGCCUCUGCGGCGGCGUCCUCCUCCUCCAAUAGGCGGCGGUGCCCGAGCCAUUGCAUUUCGGCGCUCAUCCAGCUCAACCACACCAGGCGGGGCCCGGCGCUGGAGGACUGCGACUGCGACCAGGACGAGAAGUGCCGCGCCACCAAGCGCGCUAUCGAGCCGUGCUUGCCUCGGACGAGCGGCGGAGGCGGAGGCGGCGGUGUUGGGGGAGCGGGCGGAGGCGUGAUCGGCUGCACGGAGGCGCGGAGGCGCUGCGACUGGGACAGCCGGUGCAGCAUGGCUCUCAACCGCUACAUGAUGUCCUGCGGGAAGCUCUUCAACGGCCUCCGCUGCACCCAGGAGUGCCGGGCCGUCAUCAGGGACAUGCUGGCCGUGCCCAAGGCGCUGCUGCUCAACGACUGCGUGUGCGACGGGCUGGAGCGGCCCAUCUGUGAGUCGAUCAAGGAGAACAUGGCUCGCUUGUGCUUCGGGGCCGAGGCACUGGGGCCCGGCAGCAGCGGCGCCUCGGACGGCGUCUCCGACGACUACUACGAAGAGGACUACGAGGAGGAGCCCAGCCAGCCCACCAGAAAUUACUUCGACUACAUGGGCGCCGUCGCGGACGGCGAGGUGGCUGUCCCGAGGAACCCCAAGGGCGGCGGGACGGUCCCUGCGGCCGCCUGGGCGCUGCUCUCGCUCGCCUCCAUUUUUCUGCUGCUGGUCUCCUAGCCUACCCUUGGGAGGAGAGGCUCUUGAGGGGAGCCGUUGCCGAGCUGAGAGGAAAGAAAGGUGGUGUGGCCUGUGGCGCUUGUCCCGCGUGGGGGUUUCUACUGGCCGGGCGAGGGAGGGUCUCUGACUCUCAACAGGAUGGCAGAAUAUCUGCCAAGGAACAUAGUAUCUUAGGAAGAGGAAUCCCCCAAAACAGGCCAGUAUCCUAGAGCAUCUUGCCUGGCCUUCCUAGCUUCAUUGGUGGAGAAGCAGCUGGAAGCCUCAAAGUUGACCAGUCCCCUUGGCCCUGAUUUGGUUUGCUGUGUGUUCCUAGUUGUGUAAAGAAUUUUCCUCACAGUGGGCAUUUGCAUAUUCUUUCCUCAGCUUCUCUCUUUAAAAUGAUGCCUGAAAGGGAUGCUCCUGUUGUAUUAAAUUCCCUUUUUGAAGGAAGGGAAUUACUACAAUUAAAAAGCUGUGGAGUUUGUUACUAGACCCUUCCUUUAUUGACACUUUUCUUUUAGAAGGGUUUCCAGUUGAUGUUCAAAAUGAAUAUGCUUUGGAAUUCAACUGUAGGUUUUACAUAUAUUGCACAUUAGUUAUUUUAUGAGAUCUUAAGAAAUGUUUUGACUAUGCAUGUCAGGUGUAGAUUGUGCAGUGUUUAUUUUGCUGUGUGCACAACAUCACCACUUGCAGCUGCCUAAUUACAUACAGCUGGACUUUUUCCUCAAUCCUGUAUGCAUCCAACUAGGAAAUAUACAGUAUGCAUGGCAUACCUAUACACGUGCACUAUGCAAAUUAUUGCCAUUUGGCAAAUGACUUUAAACAACACUAAGCAGAUUGUCUCUUGGUUACAGUCAACUUGAAAACAGUACAUGUACCAAUGGUUGCUUUUUUUCCAAGCUGUCCUCAGUGAAGUUGGGAAGAUUUCCCUGCAAUGCUUCCAAAAGUGCUGCUUUGCAUAACAAUUCAACAAGUGACUCCUACCAUCCAGUUAACAUCCAUAGAAUUCAUAAUUACGCUUGACUGAAGAUGCAGUUUUGAUUCUUUUUAAUUGGCUAGGUGUGCAGGCAUAGACGGAAGAGGCUUCAGAGUUAUUUCAAAGAUUCAUAUAUAGUAACUUUAGGAAUUUUUUUACAGAAUGAAGUAUAAUACUGGCAUGUAUGUCAUCAGUGAUAAUUGCACAUAUUUCAGUUUUAUUUUCUUGAUGCAUAGCCUUGGAAAGUUUAAUUAGCCUCCAGGUUUUAUGGGAAGUAGUAAAGACAGAUACAUAAAUUUCCUAUAUCACUGUGAUGAUACACAAGUUCAUUCUAGAUGUCUGGGAUGAUAUGUAAGUUCAUUGUUUUUCCUACAGUAAUGGUUUCUUUUCUUGUUCAGGGUUUGUAUUAGUUUUUGCAUCAGUUAGAAUUGCAAUACAUAAGUUCACCAGCAAAUCUCUCUUGCCUCAGCCUAGGAGGGGAAAAAUGCUGAACUGUUGGCUGUUGAACAAUGCAACCUUUGUCUCUAAAGAGCUCUGCACUGCCAUCUUCAAAAAACACUUUUUAAAGUCAAUAUGUAAAAAUAUCCUGAAAAGUUAUAUUGCUUCUAAUCCUAUCAGGGGGCUGACCUCUGGUAAAUUUUAUAUAAAAUGUAUUUAAAACUGGUUUUAUUACCAGCUGUUACUUGUACAUAGAAUUUUAUAAAUUGUAUACUUUGGGAAUAAUUUAUUUUUUAAGAAAUUAAAAGUUUUAAAUGUACCCCAUCUACAAAAAAUAAUACAUCUGUUAUUCUUUUAUUGCAAAGAGGCAGAUAUGAUUUUGUAUGUUAAGGAAUACAAACAAAAGUAAUUCCCUAAAUGAAAUAAUGUACAGAGCUUUUUCAAAUAGGUCUAAAUUUUGUAUUGUUUGAGGGAUUUAUGAACUUUGUAGAAUUGUAUACAUGUUUCUCUGGACUUCCUUAAACAUUGUAUUUUUAUAGAAUGUGUGAAAAGGCCCUAUGUUUAAAUAUCUAUUGAUUGUGUAUUUUUAUGUGUAAAUUAGUAAAGAGAAAUUUUUAAAGAAGAA